Etheostoma cragini (Arkansas darter) is the source of this 4245-nucleotide messenger RNA. RefSeq names its product elongin A (gene eloa). Gene Ontology annotation, biological process: transcription elongation by RNA polymerase II. NCBI's taxonomy places the organism in Eukaryota, Metazoa, Chordata, Actinopteri, Perciformes, Percidae. The record is from RefSeq and is a predicted model, not a curated record. Gene Ontology annotation, cellular component: nucleus; elongin complex. Gene Ontology annotation, molecular function: protein binding. The transcript has 12 exons. The coding region runs from base 206 to 2257 and encodes 683 amino acids.
AUUCGUCUUAAAAUGUAAUUAUUUAUGUAUUUAUUGAUGCUGUUAAAUAACUAAAUAUUAUCCGUUAAAUUUUAAACGGCUAUGAAACGCCUUUUUCUCGCUGUAGCGGUCACUAAACAAGCGGAACCUCUCCGUUUUUUUCUCCCUUUCUCGGUUGAGUCAGAAUGAAGUAGUUUCCGGGCGACACAGGGUACCAGCAGUAAACAUGGCGGAGGAACUGCUGGAAACAGUGGAUAGGCUUCAGUCUCGGCUCCUGGAGAAUCCGGAGCCUCGAAAGCUUCUAAAGACUUUUAAAAGACUGGGGGAACUUCCUAUGACUGUGGACAUACUGGUGGAAACUGGAGUCGGGAAGACUGUGAAUUCUUUUAGGAAACAUCAGCUGGCUGGAGAGGUGGCAAAAAGCCUCGUAGCCAAAUGGAAAAAACUUGUUCCACAGUCUGCAGACAGACCCACCAACAGCCACGACAAAGAGGCACCACGGUCGCACACACACCCUCGAGGCCCAGAGGCAGGAGUAGGUGGAGGAGGGCAAAGACGCACCCGGGAGCCCUCCCCUGAGGAAGAGCCCUCCUUCAUGGAGGAGGAGGAGGAGGAGGAGGAGGAGGAGAAAGCCUAUCGCACAAACUUCUCACCCUCACCUCCUCAACACAAGCAGUACAGCCCCCCACAGCGAGGAGGCUACCAGUCGGACGAGUACGAGAGUCCUGAGCCUGACCUGGAACCUGAGCCUGAGCCCAGUCCUCCUCGCAAAGAGGUCCGCCACACCAAACCAAACAAAGAACCCAACAAAAACCACCACCACGGUGACAAAAACAGGGACAGAGACGAGGAGCGGCGGCAACGCCAUGCACAGAUGAGUAGCGAUGGAGGAGGAAGGGAAGACGGUGAAGGGAAGAAACGCAGCGCAGACAGAGAGAGACAGCAGAGUCCAAUACUGAAGUCUACGAAGCACAGCAAGAAGUCCACCACACAUGAGAGUAAGAGGGAGGAAAAGAAGAAAGGAGGCGAUGAUGGGCGACCGCGGGUGCCAAAGGACUCUCCACCCAAAGAGGAGGAAGAGGACUUUGAGACUCCCACCAUGUCCUUUGAGUCUUUCCUCACAUAUGACGCCCCAACACCUGUCAAGAAGAAGAAGAAGCCAUCGUCGUCAUCAUCAUCCUCGUCACACAGUCGACCGCCUCACUCUUCUUCGUCCACGUCGUCCUCCCAUCGUUCACGCACCCCUCCGCCUGCCCCCUCAUCCUCCUCUUCCUCCUCCAAAGGGAGCAAGGCUAACGGCACUCAGAGCACCAAGAGGCCACACUCAGGCUCCAGUUCGGCAACGCCGGAAAAACGCAAGAAGGGGGUUGAGGCCGUUGCGACUAUUCCUGAAAUCCCGCUGCCAGCGAUUCAACCGUAUUACAGACCUCUGCCCUCCAUCGAUGUCACUCCGCUGUCCCCUCAGAGGCGGAAAGUUCCUGUCUGCAACGACGAAGAGGAUUCCGGGUUCACAGGGAAGCGAUUCAACUCUAAGAUGGUGGUCUACUCGGGAUCAAAGACCGCCUACUUGCCCAGGAUGAUGACUCUGUACGAGCAGUGCAUCCGUGUGCUGCAGAACAACAUCGACUCCAUCGCUGAAGUUGGAGGAGUGCCGUUCGAGAUCCUGGAGCCGGUGCUGGAGCGAUGUACACCCGAACAGCUGUACCGCAUUGAGCAAAGCAACCACUGGUUUACGGAGGAUUCUGACGAACUGUGGAUGCGUCACUGUCAGAGGGACUUUAAGCGCGAGUCUCCUCAGGAGUACGAGUCGUGGAGGGAGAUGUAUCUGAGGCUGCACGACGAGCGCGAGGAGCGACUGAGGAUGCUCACCCAGAACAUCUCCUCCGCCCACGCCAACAAGCCGAAAGGUCGGCAGGUUAAGAUGGCGUUUGUGAAUUCUGUCGCCAAGCCGCCACGUGACGUCCGCCGCCGACAGGAGAAGUUCGGCACCAUCAGUGGUUCGUCGGCCACGUCCACCGCAGCUGCAGCUCCCAUCAAAAUAAGACCAGCUACAAAUUACUCUGGUGAAUCGAGCCACUCCUUUUCCUCCCAACUUAACCCUUCUCCCAGCUCUUCUCGCUCCUCAGCACCAGGAGGAGGAGGAGGAGGAGGAGUUGGAGGAGGAGGAGGAGGAGGAGGAGGAGGACCUGCAGCCCGGGAUAAGCCACAGGUCAAAAAAAUCGCCCCCAUGAUGGCCAAAACUAUCAAAGCUUUCAAGAACAGAUUCUCCCGCCGAUAGUGUGAAAGAGUCUGAAUGUAUUUUAUGAAUUCCAACUGUAUUUUUAAUUUAAGUAUAGAAAAGUUUUACUGGAGAUUCCUUGAUCCACACACACACACACACACACACACACACACACACACACACACACACACACACACACACACACACAAACACAAACACUUUUUACCCACCAAACAUAUCAUGGAUAUAGGAAAGUUUAAGUACUGGUGGAUGAAUGGUUGAUUUUUAAUUUCCCUCUUUAUUUAAAUAGUGGCAUCUGUUUUUAGGGUUCUUUGAAAAGUAUUUAAAUCAUUAAUAACGGAAGGGGUGUGACGUCUGUGAAAGUUGUGAAAAUUAUGAAAUUGAAGUCCCCAACUUUUUACAAGAUGCAAAGGAGACACACCUUCAAACACACAGUCUGCUAUUUUUCUUGUUUUCUAGAAGCCAUUUUAAAAGGAAUAGUUUGAGACUUUUGGUGAAAAAACAACUCUUUGUUGCUUUCUUACAGAGAGGUCGACAAGAAGACUGAAACCACGCUCACGUCUGUACGCUAAAUAUGAAGCUCAAACCAGGAGCCGGUUAGCUUAGCAUAAAGAUUGCUAGCAGGGGAAACGGCUAGCCUGGCUCUGUCCAAUUGUAACAUAAUCUGCCUACCUCGCAGCACCUUUAAAGGUCACUAACACGUUGUGUCUUGUUUGUUUACACCGUAAAAUCAUGGCUUAAAAUUGUAUGUAAAAAAAAAAAAACAAUUCAUAGUUUUCUGGUGGGGUAAUGUGCCAAACUACAAUUUGGCCAGGAUCAGUUUCCAGGCAACCAGUGUUACUGGUCAGAACCUGGAGAAGAUUUAGCAGGUAUCCCCCUAUGAAACACAGAAUUGUUGUUUUUACAAAGAAACUACACACUUUUAACUGUGUCACAACAGGUUAAUGAAUGAUAUGUGCUGGUAGGUGGAUUCUGCUCCCAUGCUAGCCGUUCUCCUGUUUCCAGUCUUUAUGCUGAGCUAAGUUAGCCGGCUACUGGCUGUAGCUUUAUAGUUAGCGUACAGACACAAGAGUAGCAUACAGCUUCUCAUCUAACUCCUAGUAAAAAAACAUACUUUGUUUACUAAAAUAUAAAACCUUUCCUUCACGGUACAGUAAAGUUACUUACUAUUAUUAUUUUACUUUUUAAGAGUAGUUGUUUGUUACGUUUCAUUAGAUCAACUUAUACACUACAUGAAAAACACACACUUUUUAUUUAAUGGCAUGCAAGGUGCAUGUCAGCCGAGACAUCAACAGGCUGGUUAAAGACGGCUUUUUUAAAAACAAGCACAUGCUUGAUUUAAACGUUGCAUUUUUAAAAAUAUGUAGUUUGAAAAUCAUGUCCGUGGAGAGAAAACACACACACACACACACACACACACAAUGUAAAGUUAUUUUAACCAUCCUGUGGCUUCAGAUCAUGAUUCCCUGCUGUUAAAUGUGUUUGUCCCUGUUAAAAUCUGCUUCACUGUGAGAAAUAGCUAGAGUGAAUGCUGAAGAGACUGUAGGAAGAGAAGAGGAAGAACAGGGAAACACAACAAUAAGGAAGGAAGUUAAUAGGACGUCUGCAGCUUCAGUCUACAACAAUGAUGAGAUGUAUUUAUUUUCAACACUGGGACCUGGCACCCCACAUCAUGGGCCUGAAAGGAAGUAGCUUAAAAAUUGUAAUUUUAGUAGAUUUUAAUAAAUGUUAUAUGGUCAUUUUUAUUAAAAUUGACGUUUUGCCCUUACAAACUGUGUGCAGAAACCUUUGUGUGGUGGCGUUUCAUCAAGCAACACAAACAUCCUCUGUGCUUUUUCAUGAUCUUCUUUUCCUCUUUAAAUGACUAAACAGUUUUAGAAAAUCUGCAGAGGAGGUACAAUAAUAUGGAAAAACUCACAUCUAGAGAAUGUCCUGAAUAAAGAGGUAUUUGUAUAUUGUUACAUAUGUUAUCCUUAAAUCAUGUGUUGUGGCAUUUGUUCCCAAUUAAACCUGCAUUUUGUGUU